Messenger RNA from Scophthalmus maximus (turbot), 2860 nucleotides. RefSeq names its product coiled-coil domain containing 157 (gene ccdc157). The record is from RefSeq and is a predicted model, not a curated record. The transcript is spliced from 10 exons. Bases 156 to 2312 code for a protein of 718 amino acids. Lineage: Eukaryota; Metazoa; Chordata; Actinopteri; Pleuronectiformes; Scophthalmidae.
UGGCGACGUAUUACUUCCGGAAACACGCCGCAAAGCAUUGUGGAACUUGCAGUACUUUUUUCUGUCGCGGUUCCCAAGGAGAUUGGAUGACAACAAGCUACUCCCACCCCUCGACCCUGUGAUAGAAAGACGCAACACACGCUACCUUGUCAGACAUGAGUGAGUUCCUGGGUAAUCAGGACUGUAUCGAAAGCCUCCGAAAAGACCUGGUUGACCUGCAGGGCGCCAUUCUGGACGUCUUCUCUAGAACCGGACCGAUCCGCGUCCCGUCCUGGAAGUUCCCCGAUAAACUCUCCUGCAAUCUGGACAUGGUACCUCUGCUUGAGCAAUAUGACUUUGUGGAUGGGGACGGUGCGUUCAACCAGCUCUCCCAUAUAGUCUUACUGGAGCUCGUGAUUGACAGACUACUGCUUCUUCUACAAAGCUUCAAUUCUUACGUUGAGCAACUGAGGUGCAGCCACAGGAGAGAACAAACCAGGCAGAAACAAUGCCUGUCAGUUGGACUUGUAGUCAGAAACUACUGGAGUAAUUUAGUUAAUUUUGCCAGCCUUACGGAGACUUCCAAAGACAUUAAAAGACAGACAAAACCAAAGACAUUUGACCGCGAUGAGACAGAGACAGUGUCGUAUGCUUCCCCGCAGAAGAGCUCAAGGAGUGACAGCUGUUUAUCUGCCGCGUCUUCAUUGAGCUCCUUUCAGUUUUUGUCACAGAGCCAUGGACCCUCUAGUCCUUCCCUCGGCACCCUGUGCUGUCCUAAAGCUGACAGCCACAAUGUAGGCUGCCAGACAUUUGAAUCUUCCCUCAUUCCUUGCAAUGCCUGUUAUCGGGUACAGUCUAUUUUGAGAAAGACAGGAGAUGCUUUGGUAGAACUGUUUCAGAGUGAGGGCCUGCCCUCCUCUCUGCAGCCGCUCUUAGCUGCUGUAGAGGACACCCUGGAGCUUGGACAUAUGACAGCAGGGGAUGUCGCCCAGUGGUCCAACGAGCAGCUCAGGGACAUGCGCCGGCUGGAAAAACAUCUGCAAGAGGUGCGGGGUACAGUGCACCCUCUUAAAGAUAAACUAGCAGCAGCAGAGACAGAGCGGGAGACAUUCAGGUCUCAGUUGGAAAGUGCACGGAAAGAGUUCAAGCAGGAGCUGGAAAAACACCAGGCAACCAUAGUCCAGCUGGAGUUUUCACUUUGGAACACACAGAGGUCCAUGAAAGAAACAGAGCAUCGGCUACAAGAGGAGCAACAACAACGCAAGAGAGAAACCUUAUCCUUGGAGGAGAGUAAUUCCAGACUGAAAGAAAACAUAGUGUUGCAACAAGAUACCUUACAAGAACUUGAAUGUGAAAAGAAUGCACUGCAGGAAAAAGUGAAGUCCUUGCACUUAGUGGAAGACACCUGUUGUAGACUACAACAAAAGAUUCAGCAACUAGAGAGUCAGAUCUCUGACAAUAAACUCCUUCUUGACAAGGAGAAUGCCAAGUACCACAGCGCUUGUCGUCAGCAAGAGUCAAUGCAGGCAAAGCAGACAUCUUUGUUGGAGAGAGUGGAUGCUCUUGACAAAGAGUGUGAAGAGCUCCAGAGGCAGUUGGUUGAAGGAGAGGAGAGACAGACCAACCUUCACAAUGAGCUGCAACCGAUGUCAGAGGAGAAGGAACAACUGCAGGCUCAGCUCACUCAGCAGCAGGACUUCUGUCUAGAGCUUCAAAAUGAUAAGCAGACGAUGGAAACAAACGAAGAAGAGCUAAAGGAAUAUGUGCAAGCUUUAAAGGAGAGGGAGAGGCUUUUGGUUGCUUUCCCAGAGCUCAGCCCUCUAGCGAAGGCCCGACCACAGAGUACAGGACAUGUGCUUUUGGAUAUGGAGCAACAAAUGCAGGCAAAUGUCAUUCGCAUUAAAGUUCUGGAGCGGGAAAAUUCUAUGCUACACGGCAGCCUCGAGAAACUGAGGGAAAGAGCACAACACAAUGCCAAAACGGAAGCCACGUGUGAGCAGGCGUGGAGCCCCCCUCUGCCCACCACACCAGUGGAAAAUCAACAAAAUCAUGUGACACUAAUGCAGAAAAGACCACCGCAGAGCAGCAGUGCAGCACGCCUGAGAUAUAGUAACAGAAGGAAGGAAGCGAGAGGAGGUGAAAGGGGUCUGGAGUCAACCGGGUCAGAGGACCAUGUGUCUGCACCGGCUGCCUCCGUGUCCUCCUCGCUAAUUCACCUACAAACCCUCCACCUCAACAAUCCACACUCCACUGUGGCUACAAGCCACAAAAAAACACACAGUGUCUCUCUGCGCUCUCACUCCAGAGGCUUGAAUCAUCACAAAAGAAAAUGAAACCCACAUUUUUGCAGUUGCAGAAAUACAGCUAUGUAUAGGGAUUGUUUGUUUGACAAUUAUGUGGUUAAUAUAAAUAAGCAAUAUAUAUUGUAUGUAUGUAUGCCUCUCUGUCUCUUUCUCUCUGUAUGACAAGGAACACUGCGAAGAUAUUAGGUUUCUCGAUACAGUAUGUUAUAUUCUUCUCAAAAAAACCUGGAUGUAUAUGCAACUGGGAAGCCUCCACAGCAGAUGAUUCUGUGUAGUAUCUUCAAAUAUUACACGAACAAUGUGUGGACAGUGGGAGGAUUUAAUGGAAACACUAGUGGCUGCAGCAGGUUACACAUGAUUCAAGCAGGGCAGAGUCUCCUCAGCAGAGAACACGGCAGCAGUGUUUGGGUUUUCAUGUCCAGCUUUCAGACAGGUACAUGCUGUCAUUCACCUAGAAGUUCUGCAUGUGUUUUUAAUUCGCAUCCUGAAGGGAUUCUAACAAAUAGUUGGUGAACUAUGGACUGUAAACUCCCCUUAAGGGCGCUGUUGGAGUCAGGGAAAACAAGUAUAAGAAAUCA